UGACUGGGGAGAGAGCUGCUGGCAUGGAAGUGAGCUGGGUUUGUCCGUGGGAACUCUGAGUAAGAUCAUGACAUGGGGUCCUGGGAAUGAAUGUGUGACAACAUGGAUUAAACAGUGUGUAUUCAUUGCCAGUUGCCUUGAAUGUACACUGAACACAUUUUUGAGGAAAACAGUACUGCCACUUAUAACUUUGGUGUUCAGAGCACGGAGCAAACAUUAGAAACUGACUGAAGUAGAAAAGAAAACGUGAACAAAAAUAUUGGAACCUUAUUAAACAACAUGGAAACGGGUUGCCAUCACGAAAGCCAAAGUGGAUUUCUCCGGUGUGGUGUGCCUGCCCCCUUCCGUCAUUGCUGGAAAUGGGCUGGACGGAGGAGGGGCUGGCGAAAAUGAUGAUGAGCCGGUGCUGGUGUCACUUUCGGCGGCCCCCAGCCCUCAGAGCGAAGCUGUUGCCAAUGAGCUGCAGGAGCUCUCCUUGCAGCCCGAGCUGACCCUGAACCUCCAUCAUGGCCGAAACCCCAACCUUCCUCCACUCAGUGAAAGGAAGAAUGAAUCUGCCUUCAGGUCCAGGGAUUUCCUCUAAUAUGUUGGAUAAAGCCAAGACACUCCAGCCUGCCUAUGUCGGGAUUGUGCCGCUUGCAGAGACUGUGUCAAAGCAAGGGAAGAGCUGUUCAAGUACAUAUCAGGAUUCAUACCACAGCUUGCGAGAAGUGCUGCAGUUGAAGCUCCAGCAGCGACGCACACGGGAGGAACUGGUGAGCCAAGGGAUCAUGCCGCCUCUGAAAAGUCCAGCUGCAUUUCAUGAACAAAGAAGGAGUUUGGAGCGGGCCAGGACAGAGGACUAUCUGAAACGGAAAAUCCGGUCCCGGCCAGAGAGAUCAGAGCUGGUUAGGAUGCACAUUCUGGAAGAGACCUCAGCUGAACCCUCCUUGCAGGCUAAGCAGCUGAAGCUGAAGAGAGCCAGGCUGGCUGAUGACCUCAAUGAGAAGAUAGCGCAGAGGCCAGGUCCCAUGGAGCUGGUGGAGAAGAACAUCUUGCCUGUGGAGUCCAGCCUGAAGGAAGCCAUUAUAGUUGGACAAGUGAACUACCCAAAGGUUGCAGACAAUUCCUCUUUUGAUGAGGACAGCAGUGAUGCCCUCUCCCCAGAACAGCCAGCCAGCCAUGAGUCCCAGGGCUCUGUCCCAUCGCCAAUGGACUCCCGGAUUUGUGAGCCUCUCCCUAACACCACUGGCACAUCACUAGCUCAGGGUACAUCCCAAUUGCAAAUUAGUGCAGACUCCAGUGAAACGCUUUUCCUGCCUGAACAGCCACCCCCGCCUCUGCCACCUCCUCCUCUUCUGCCUCCUAAUCUUACCAAUGGAGCGGCUCUUCCUGCUGCCAAGCCCCCACCAACGCUCAUUAAGCAAAGCCAGCCCAAGUCUGCUAGUGAGAAGUCUCAGCGCAGUAAAAAAGCCAAGGAAUUGAAGCCGAAAGUCAAGAAGCUUAAAUAUCAUCAAUAUAUCCCCCCGGACCAAAAGCAGGACAAAGGAGCUCCUCCCAUGGAUUCAUCCUAUGCCAAAAUACUGCAGCAGCAGCAGCUCUUUCUCCAGCUUCAGAUCCUCAACCAGCAGCAGCAGCAGCACUACAACUAUCAGACCAUCCUGCCAGCCCCACCAAAGCCUCCAGGUGAGCAGCAGAGUGGUACCAGUGCCCCUGCAGUACGCAAUCUCUCUGCCACAGUCAGCACCACAUCUUCAGUAUCCUCCGGUUCCAGUGGGCUGAUGCGACAAAACAGUAACGCUGCAGUGGGCAAGCCAGGCCCUCUCCCUGCCAACCUAGAUGAGAUGAAGGUGGCAGAGCUGAAGCAAGAGUUGAAGCUGAGGGCCUUACCUGUCUCGGGCACAAAGACGGACCUGAUUGAGCGUCUCCGAGCUUACCAAGAGCAGAACGGUGCAGCUGGCCAAACAGCCCCUAAUCCCAAACCCAGCACAGCAGCCAUUCUCCCCAAAGCUGCCGAAGUGGUGGUGGCCUUCCCAGCUGCUAGGCUGAGCACAGGGCCAGCGCUCGUCACCACUGGCAUUACACCAGCAGAAGUAGUUGUGGCUACAGUCACCAGUGGUGGCGUGAUGAAGUUUGGCAGCACAGGCUCAACUCCCCCUGUUUCUCCCACUCCUUCUGAGCGCUCACAGAUUAGCACAGGGGAUGAGAACUCGGCCACCGGAGACACCUUUGGGGAGAUGGUGACUUCUCCCCUGACCCAGCUCACCCUGCAGGCAUCUCCAGUGCAGUUUGUGGUGAAAGAAGAAAGCUCCAAGGCUGCCUCCUGCAGUGUAAAUGCAGCACCCAGGUCAGAGCGGUGCAGCACCAGUAACAGCAGAGAUGCAGAAGUUCGGGACAAAGACCAGAUGCUGCAGGAGAAGGACAAGCAGAUAGAGGAACUCACCCGCAUGCUGAAGCAGAAGCAGCAGCUGGUUGAGAUGCUUAGGCUACAGCUAGAGCAGGAGAAGCGCUCUCAGCAGUCACUAGUGGCCCCAGCUGCUGCGGGAGAAGGAGCAGCCCUUCCCUCCAACCCAGUAGCAUUCGGCAUCCAGGUCAAGAGCGAAAACGGUUUCUUAAGUUGCCAGUCUGCAAAGCAAUCCAGUGGCCAAACAGACCAAUUCAGCCCUGCAGCAACCGCUAGCCAAAUGGACACUUUGGAUCCAAGCGCAGUGCCAAAGAAAGCCGUGAUGGUGAAGCAGGAGGUGCCCGCCGCGGAAGCAGAGCUGACGUGCCGGUCCCACAGUCCGCGGCUUUUUCUUGGCCAGCAAGGGAGCGCCCUCAGCGACCUCAUCAAGGGCACCCCUCCCCCCACCCUCAUCACCGACUCCACAGGGACCCACAUCGUCCUCACUGUGACCAAGCAGAGCACCGAGAGGCAGGGCCUCUCGCCCCACGGGAAGGCGGGGAGUAGCUGCCCAGCCUUGCAGAGAGUACAAUCAUCGCCCUCUAAAACUUCCAGCCAACCGCAGUGUCAGCUACCUGCAAACACCCCUCAGCAGCCCACACAGCAGCAGCAGCAGCCCACGCAGCAGCAGCCCACACAGCAGCAGCAGCAACCCAGAGGACUAAACCAAUCUGUCAGAAAGGGUCAGAAGCCAGGCCUGCAGGUGGUCCCGGGGCAGCUGCCCCACACCAUAUUGUCUUUCUCAGCACCUCCAAACCUGCAGCCCUUCUUCCUCAACGGUUUCCACAAAGGGUCCCUGAAAACUGGUGCUCCUGGCAAAGCCGGCCAACCCAGUGUGCCAAAAAAGCCCUCGUCACAGCCUGGCUCUCCUGCUGCCCCUUCCCCAUCCCAGAUGGACCUGGAGCAACAACAGCACCCGUCGCUUUUUGGAACUCCUCCACCUCCUCUUCCUGUUCCCUCGGUCCCGAUGAAAGAGCCUCCAGGCUAUGAAGAGGCAAUGAAGCAACAGCCAAAAGCCCAGGAGGAGAAUGGCUGUUCCAGCCAGCAGAUGGACGACCUGUUUGACAUUCUCAUCGAAAGUGGGGAGAUUUCUGCUGACUUCAAGGAUCAGUCAUCGCCAUCCGGGAAAGAACCACCCGCAGCCCCAGCCGCCUCCUCGCCGCCCAGCAGCCACCAUUCCUCAGAGCUGGCGGUGCCAGUGUCCCUGGGGCAGCCGGUGCCCGUGGGCCGGCUGGAGGACUUCCUGGAGAGCAGCACCGGCCUCCCCCUCUUGACAGCAGGCCACGACGGGCCGGAGCCCUUGUCCCUGAUUGACGAUCUCCACAGUGAGAUGCUGAGCAGCUCGGCCAUCCUGGACCACCCGCCUUCACCAAUGGACACCUCGGAAUUGCACUUUGCUCACGAGCCGGCCGGGGGCAUAGCCCUGGAUCUGGCUGAGGCUAACUUGGACAGCAUGGACUGGCUGGAGCUGCCGGGAGGGCCUGUCAUGAGCCUGGCUCCCCUUAGCACUGCUGCUCCCAGCCUCUUUUCCACAGACUUCCUUGAUGGACAUGAUCUGCAGCUGCACUGGGAUUCUUGCUUGUAACUCUGUGAGCAGAGACUGAAGGGAAUGGGUGUGGGAGGGCACGGGCACAUAGUGGGGGGAAGAGGCCAGUCAACCAAAAGAUAAAGAGCUCCUAGUAUUUGUACUCCUCCCCCAACAGUGACCUUCCUGCGCGAAGCCAGCAGUGGCAGCAAGGCAAACCCGCUGCUCGAGUCACUGCGGCCAGGGCAGUGGGCAACCGGGCGGGCUGGGCAGGGAGAAGGGCUGCAGGGGGGCAGGCUGCAGGAGCUCUGGGGCUGGCAGCCUCCUGCCCUCUUGCUGCAGCCCGGACCCCGCUGGGAGCUGGGGUGAGAAGGGAGCCAGCGCCUGGGGCAGGAUGCCACAGGGCGGGAGCUCCCUCGUGCCUCGCAGCAUGACGUGGUGCGACUGGGCCUGUGCCCCCCUUGCCGGGAAGCAGUGCCUCACUCCGUGCUGGGAUUGACAAAUAAAGGGGGUUAUGCUGUCCUGGGACAGUUGAUUUAACGGUUGUGGAAGGGGAUUUUACCUCUGGAGCGCUGUGUAAAAGAGGGCUUGCUGCUUGCAGGGCUGGGGGUGCAGAAGGGCUGCUUGCUGCCCCGCGUGCCGUCUGUAAGGGGCAGGUCUGGUCUGCCGCUGGGCUGAGCGAGGCAUUAGGCGGAACAGGCACCUUGUCCCAAUGUAGCCAAAGGGAACCAGGGUUCCCCACCAACGAUGGUAAUUUCUGAGCUGGUUUCCCAACUAUUGCUGAGCUUGGCAGAGGCCUGCCUACUUGUGACACUUGCUUUGGGCUGCAAAAACAGAUUUUAAGGUGCUAAAAUCCAGGUCCUUACAUGUUAUAUCUGUCUUUUGCUGCCUCAGACCUCUGGCUGUGCCUGGAGUCCAGCCUUCAGGCACCUUUCCGUGUGGCUUCCUGCUCAUUCCCAGUCAGGCCACUGGUGCCAGGCUCCCCCUGGCUGUUAGUAGCCCAGUAUGGGGCAGGGCUGAGUGAGGCCACCGGCCUGCGGCAGGGCUAGAGCCAAGUAAGCAUCCGCGUGCCCUGGGUCGGAUGCCGAGGGGCACAGCUAGCAACAAGCAACAUAUCAUUAGGGGCCGUGUGCAAUUUGUCUCUGGCCUUCAGCUGUGCUGUCGUCUCCCUGUACGGCACAUGGCUUGGGGAAAGGAGCUCCUCACCCCCGGUCUGCCCUGAGCAAGGAAAAGGAAGACACUGGGCGAAGGGCGCGGCUUGGCACAACACAGGGCCUAGCUCAACAGGGCACAGUGAAGGGUCCUUGCUAGAGCCUGAAACUAAGUGACAGGCAGCAAAGCUUGGUUUUGCUGCAGGAAAACCUCUGCGCUUCCCACCUGGGCCCCAGGGUAGAAGGCACAAGCAAAUGUCUGCAUCCUGCGAGCUGCUGCCCUCUGCAUGUGCUGCUGCUGCCAUGUAAGUUCCCUGAGCUGAUGCCCAAGGGUAGCUGCUGGCUGUUGAGUGGGAGGAGGUUGUGCCCCAAACCCCUGUAGGGAUGUGACAGUACUCCUGCCUGGGCAGUUUUUUGCUUUGGAAAUGCGGGGCUGCGGACCUCUCUUGUGCUGUUACUCCUGUCAUUUAUAACUUCCUUCUGUGUUUGUUGGUAGUAACUCACCGCCGUACUUACCAGGUGGGCCAUACCCUAGCUGCACCCCGUGCAGCCUCCUCUUGGCACAGCUAGCCCUGCUUUGGCCCUGAGUGGUGUCGGAAGGGGAAGGCUAGUUUUGGGGAGUGGGGUGUGUGUGUGUGUGGGGGGGGGGGGGGUGAAUUAAUGCAGAAUAAGGCUCUGGCCCUGCUAGUGUCUCCUUGAUGAUAUUCCCCCCAAACCCCCCGAGGGCUGGCGUGCAGGCCUCAUCGGGGAAGGGGCGCUGGAGGCCUGUCGGUGCCUCUGCUACCUGGCAGGGGCAGGUGAGCUGCCAGCCCUGCACUUAACUCUCCAUCAGGAACUACCCUGGCAGCUGGGUGGGAUCACACCAGAAUCACAGCUGGGGAGAGACUUCUGCUUUCCUGAGCCCUGUUUAGUUGUUAAACGUGGGGAGUAAAUUUCUUAAUCAUUUGCCGGGGGGGGGGAGCCUGCUGGCAGCUUCCUUCCUUUCUGACACCCCCCACAAAUAUAAGCAAGUCACGCAGCUUCCCUUGCAGUGUGUUGGAGGUGAGGGGUGCUUAUCAGCCUCCACCUCUCCCCCUUGAUCGGUCUGGCCUGGCCCUCCCACACCUCUUUCGGGGGUUGUGCCCUGGGUGUACUUGGGAGUGGGAGCUGGUGCCCAGUGGUGCAAUAGAAAUUGUGUUACAGCACUGGGCUUGGGCUCUCUGUAUCAGGUACUGUUGGAGACAGGGCUGCCCCCCCCCCCCCCCCAAAACCCCCCCAAGGCAGCUGCCCAGCAUUGUGGGACAGGGUGUGCAUAGGAGGCAGGUGGUUCUGGACAAGGGUCCUCCUGAAUGGAAGCGGGGAAGAGGUGUGAAAAAUGAGGCGGCUUUUCUUUUCUUUUUUUUUUUUUUUUUUCCUUUGGUCAAAGGAGCAAAAGCAGCUUCUUUUAGCCCAGAGUGAGCAGCAGCCCCCACAACAGCUGUGUGACCUUUUUUUGUACAAAUAAGUAAUUACAAAGCAGUGACUAGUAAAUAAAUAAUAAUUAAAAAAAAAAAAAAAAAACCCACAUUCAAGUGCAAUGAUAUCCUACAGGAAGGUGGGAGCACACCAAGUGCAGGCGUCCCCUACCCCUGCCGCCUCCUGCAGUGCCUGGCCCUAGCUGAAGGGAGCUCCUCAGGGAGCGCUGGCAUGUCACAGCGACAGUGAGCAGGAGGCCGUGUUGGCUGAGAAACACAAAUGCCAGGUACUGAUUGUGCCUGCCUGUGGCAGCCCCCCACCCCACCCCAAACCAUAGAUAGGCUGAUGAAGAAAGGAUGAGCUCACCCAGAUGCGCUCUCUCACCUGUACCCCAACACCAACACCUUGAUUUGUGAAACGUGUAGGAAUUGAUUACAUUUAAUGUGCCCAGCACCCUUGAAAUUGGCUGAUGGGCUUGAGAGCUUUCAAGGAGCCAAGCCAAUACAGAAGUGCAACCCUCAUUGCCUUAGGAAACCAGCUCAUCUGCCAGAGCCCCUCUGCACAAAGGCCGCCUGCUAAGAGAGCGAGUGUGGCCAUGUGCUUUGGGGGGGGGAGGGGGCGGGGAAAGCAGAGUGCCUCAGCCCAGGAAUAAUUAGAAUGGUCUCCUCCCCCCACGGUGCUGAGAGCAUCCUGGCACAGCAGCAGGUUCGCCCAGUUCUCUGCUUUCUUACUAUUAUUUGUUUGAAUAAUAGUUCAAUAGGUCUUUGUUGGAAGAGGUACUCCCCUGGACAUACAUUUUUGCACCCAUUGGGAAAAACAAAGUUCUGCCUCUACCUUGAAUGUAAUCCUGAAUCUUUCUGCUGUAACCACUACUUGUUUGUAAUGUGUAUUUGACUAGCACGCACUCUCCCUUCCACUAUGCAGCAAACGGCAACAGGUGAUCAGCACUGUCUGAGCUGGACAGUGUUGGGGCAAUGGAUCCAGAGCGAGUGUUCAACUGGAAAAGGACAAGAGUGACAAGUUAAUGGGGGAGAGAAUGGAUCUUUAAAUUGAAUUAUUUUUUCAGUUACAAAUAUUUGAAAAAAAAUCCAUUUUAUUAAAAAAAAUUGAAACAGC
Messenger RNA from Dromaius novaehollandiae (emu), 7648 nucleotides. It is a transcript of the gene MRTFA, whose product is annotated as myocardin related transcription factor A. The coding region runs from base 507 to 4007 and encodes 1166 amino acids. Gene Ontology annotation, biological process: smooth muscle cell differentiation; positive regulation of transcription by RNA polymerase II. Gene Ontology annotation, cellular component: nucleus. The transcript has 18 exons. The record is from RefSeq and is a predicted model, not a curated record. Gene Ontology annotation, molecular function: transcription coactivator activity. NCBI's taxonomy places the organism in Eukaryota, Metazoa, Chordata, Aves, Casuariiformes, Dromaiidae.